UGCAAUUACUCUGUGGAACUCCCUGCCACAUGUGGAGCUAGGUUUCCUAGAGAGGGGCCAGCCCAGGCCUCCCGAUCCAGGGAGGGGUUGACCCCAACUCCCAGAGCUGGGGGAGCCGCGCUGGGGCCUCUAGGGGGUUGUGUUUCUCCCUGGGGGGCACCUGGGCUAGAUGGGGAGAGAGAGGGAAAGAGGGAGAUGGCAAAGGGAAAGAAAGAAAGAGGUAGUUAGGUAAGUGGAGGAACAGAAAGAGAAAGAAAUAAGAUGAAGUGAUGAUAGAAAGAAGACAAAUUGAAGUGAAAGAACAAGAAGAAGAAAGGUGGAGUGCUAAAGAAAGGAAGAGAGGGAGCGAUAAAAGGAAAAAGAAAAGAACCAGACAGAGAAGCGGAGUGAUGGAAAGAACCAGAGAAGCGGAGUGACGGAAAGGAAAAGAGGGAGUGAGGAGGAACUGAAAGAGGGAUGUAGCCUGCAGAAGGGAAGUGGCUCUGGGCUGGCCGAGGGAGGAGUCUGGGUCCCCCGGGGGUCGGUCGCUGGGAGCCGGGGCUCCAGCCCCACGUGAGAACGAGGGAGUGAGCCAGAGAGACGGACGGAGAGAAACACACUGCCGGGGAGCAGAAACCCCCUGGCAGAAGGAGAGCUCCGCGCUGGAAGGAGGGAGCGAGAAAGUCCUCGAGGGAGGAGUGCCGGGCAAGAGAGCCUUGUAUAACCUCUGGGCUAGCGAGUGAGAGGUGCAGAGGGAGAACUGGGCGCCAGAAAGGGGGAGCAAGAAAAGCCCCCGGGGAGGAAAGAAGUCCCAGAGAAUUCCCAGCUGGAAGGAGAAUAUCCCCGGGCUGGCGAGCCCCUUGUAACUGGAGCAAGGGAAGGAAGCAGGCGGCGAGAAGGAGGAAGCCGAGCGAGAUCAAACCGGUCUUGGGUUUCCACGCUGCGCGCUCUCCCCUCCUCCGCCGAGGAUAGGACGGAAGAGGGGAACGAGUAAACAAGGAGGGACAAGUGCUGAGAUUUCGCGAGCAGGGGGCCGGAGGGGCCGGUUCCACAGACCUCGGACUGGACCGCACCAGAACCAGUCCCCGGUCCGGUUCUGGAAGGAGCCUAGUACCAGCGCCGUCAGAAUCAGAGUGCCAGGUACAGAACUGGACCAGUUCUAGGGGACAAGAGCCCAGAACUCGUGUGAGAGAGAACUGGACCUGCAUGUCUGGCCCCAGAAUCAGAGGCCCAGAACCAGCCUGGAUCUAAGGGUACCAGAUCCAGAGUGUAAAACAGAACAGUCCCAGUCCAGAACCAACUGGGUUCUAGGAGAUUCAGACAGAGACAGAACCAGUCCAGUUCCAGGGACUCCAGAACCAGAGAGAGAGAACCAGCUGGGAAUCCAGACCUAGACUGAGGCAAGACCAACCCAGUCCCAGGGAGUCGAGAACCAGCUGGGUUCUAGAGGAUCUGAACCCAGAACCGGCCCAGUUCCAGGGACACCAGAACCAACUGGGUUGUAGGAGAUCUGAGUGCAGAACAACAGCGACAGAACCGCCUUGGGAUCGAAGCCUAGAACCAAGAAGACAGAACCAGCUGGGGACUAGGGAGCCAGAGCCCAGAACCAGACCAGGAGGGAAAUACACAGAACCGCCCUGGUUCUAAAAGACCUGAGACCACAACCAGCAGGACAAAACUGCUCUGGUUUUAGAAGAUCUGAGUCCAGAACCAGCCCAGUUUCCAGGCAUACGUGUCCAAUACAAGUGACUCCAGAGCAGCCCACUCUGGAUCGGUGCCUGGUGUUCCCCAGCACCAUCUGGUCUGGUCCCCUACCAUGGAGGAGGGUGCGCGGCGCCGGGGUGGUUCCGAGAAGGCCACAGAUGGCCCGGAUCAGCCGGCAGAGGGUGGCGUGGGGCUCAAGAAAGAGAUCGGGUUGGUGAGCGCUUGCGGCAUCAUCAUAGGUAACAUCAUCGGGUCGGGGAUCUUCGUGUCGCCAAAGGGCGUGCUGGAGAACGCGGGCUCCGUGGGGCUGGCGCUGCUGGUGUGGAUCAUCACGGGGCUGAUCACGGCCGUGGGAGCGCUGUGCUACGCCGAGCUGGGCGUCACCAUCCCCAAGUCCGGCGGCGACUACGCCUACGUCAAGGACAUCUUCGGGGGGCUGGCCGGGUUCCUGCGGCUGUGGAUCGCGGUGCUGGUGAUCUACCCCACCAACCAGGCCGUCAUCGCCCUCACCUUCGCCAACUACGUGCUGCACCCGCUCUUCUCCACCUGCCUGGCGCCCGAGAGUGGGCUCCGCCUCCUGGCGGGAGUGUGUCUGCUGCUGCUGACGUGGGUGAACUGUGCCAGCGUGCGCUGGGCGACACGGGUGCAGGACGUCUUCACGGCCGGGAAGCUGCUGGCCCUGGCGCUCAUCAUCAUCAUGGGCAUCGUGCAGAUCUGCAAGGGGCACUACUACUGGCUGGAGCCGCGACACGCCUUCGAGGCCUUCAUGCCGGUGGACGUGGGGAUGGUGGCUCUGGCCUUCCUGCAGGGCUCCUUCGCCUACGGUGGCUGGAACUUCCUCAACUAUGUCACCGAGGAGCUGGUCGACCCCUACAGGAACCUGCCACGGGCCAUCUUCAUCUCCAUCCCCGUGGUCACCUUCGUCUACGUCUUCGCCAACGUGGCCUACGUCACCGCCAUGUCGCCCCAGGAGCUGCUGGCCUCUAACGCCGUGGCCGUGACGUUCGGGGAGAAGCUGCUGGGUGUCAUGGCCUGGAUCAUGCCCAUCUCCGUGGCCCUGUCCACCUUUGGGGGUGUCAACGGCUCCCUCUUCACCUCCUCCCGGCUGUUCUUCGCAGGAGCCCGUGAGGGCCACCUCCCCAGCCUGCUGGCCAUGAUCCACAUGCGGCGCUGCACCCCAAUCCCUGCCCUUCUCUUCACCUGCCUGUCUACGCUGCUGAUGCUGGUGACGAGCGACAUUUACACCCUGAUCAACUAUGUGGGGUUCAUCAACUACCUGUUCUAUGGGGUGACCGUGGCUGGGCAGAUCGUGCUGCGCUGGCGCCAGCCCCACAUGGCGCGGCCCAUCAAGGUCAGCCUGUUCUUCCCCGUCGUCUACCUGCUCUUCUGGGCCUUCCUGCUGGUCUUCAGCCUGUGGUCGGAGCCGGUGGUGUGCGGUGUGGGGCUGGCCAUCAUGCUGAGUGGGGUGCCCGUCUAUGGGCUGGGCGUGGCCUGGCACCGCAAGCCACCCGCCGUCUACACCUGCCUGGCGGCAGUGACGCGCGUGGCCCAGAAGCUGUGUGGGGUGGUGUACCCUGAGAUGGAGCCCCCCAACCCUGACCGCACCGAGCAGCUGGAACCCAUGUGCAACACCGGGGACCCCAACCAGCCCCACGACUGAGCCCCCACCCUGCCAUGGACUGCACCCCACAGCGCCUGCCCCUGCCAACGGCCCACUCCCCACAGCCCCCGUCCCGCUCCCCAUGGCCCCCUACAGCCCCCACUCCACUCCCCGUGCCCCACUGCCCAAGGCCCCUUCCCCGCUCCCCACGGCACCCCCUGCUGCCAGAGGUUGGAGCUCCAUCACUCACAGAUGCCUUAACCCUGUUCUCUGGCCCCCGACGUUCGGGGCCCAACUUUGUGGCCUUUCGACCGUUUGUCUCUGGUUUUUGAUGUAAUAAAUACAAUGACCUCAA
Chelonia mydas (Green sea turtle) is the source of this 3638-nucleotide messenger RNA. It is a transcript of the gene SLC7A8, whose product is annotated as solute carrier family 7 member 8. The coding region runs from base 1796 to 3343 and encodes 515 amino acids. The record is from RefSeq and is a predicted model, not a curated record. Gene Ontology annotation, molecular function: neutral L-amino acid transmembrane transporter activity; L-amino acid transmembrane transporter activity. Gene Ontology annotation, cellular component: membrane. The transcript is spliced from 11 exons. Gene Ontology annotation, biological process: neutral amino acid transport; amino acid transmembrane transport. Lineage: Eukaryota; Metazoa; Chordata; Testudines; Cheloniidae.